Cladocopium goreaui is the source of this 1236-nucleotide messenger RNA. NCBI's taxonomy places the organism in Eukaryota, Dinophyceae, Suessiales, Symbiodiniaceae. The record is from the annotation of a GenBank genome assembly.
AUUGGGCCUAGCCUCCACAGCCCUGAUGGCAGCCAGCAAUGCGUGCAUUGCCUUGGUUGGCGGCAAGCUUAUGGCGUAACGAUGGCUGCCUUGCACUGCCCUUCUCGGAGAAGUAUUCAGACCUGGAGCGAGAGGAUUUGGCGCGUGUCGCGCACGCGCUGCUCUCGGGAAGGCUCAACUGCUCUGCCACAGGUCGUGAGGCCCAUGUCUUGGACAUGCUGCGACACUACGGCGGCGUGCCGGAUUCCUGUUUCGCGGCCAACCUCGGCCGAGUCUUGUGUUGCACCUCACUGAUGCACAGCCCCUGCUUCGAGCAGGACCCGCCGCUGUUUGCUUUUUCGGCCAAACGCUGUUGCUCCGAGGUAGACCCAUGUCUAUUGUCAUACGAGGCAGUGACUUCCCAGGCCACCUUCGACUGCGGCGACUUCCUGCGCUGCGCCGGGGCCAUCUUUCUCCCAUGCCUCACCUGGACCAUGGAGGAAGACCGCUACUUUGAAACGAUUUUGGCACCGCGGCUGUUGCAACGUGGUCAUCGCUGCUUCUCCUUGAGCCUCUCAGCCCCCAGCUCGGAUGUGCCCGUCUUGGGCUUGGAUUUCUGGUUGCUAGGACUAUGCGCUCCUGCUGUGUGCAGCGCCGAGUCCAUUGAAGAACAUGCAGAAGAGUUGGUGAGAUAUAUCCACCUGGCAAGUGUCACAGGCAUGCGAGCCGUGGAUAUAAACGAUUUGAAUGGCGUGGCAGUCCAAGAGAUCGUCCAUUGGUCCCAGCUUCGUUUGGACUUUGCCAUUGUGGGACCCCCGAACUCGGGCAGCUCUUCUUUGCAGAAAAGCCUUGGAGCUCAUCCAGAUGUUCGUUUCAUCGGUGGCCUGGAUGAGAUGUCGGUUCCCAGCAGUUGGCUGCGGAGCGUGGAGUCCUGGCACUGGCGCUGCUCUGCGCCUCAGCUGCUGCCCAAGAGCUGGGCCGUGGAGCAUCACGUGGAGGUGCUGGCGGGCAACGAAGCUGGAGAAAUUGUCAGCCGAAAGAGGUCACCCAUUGUUGGAUUUCGAAAUCCGAAGUUCAUCUACAGCAAGCAAUGCCUGGAGAACCUCAAGUUCAUUCCAGGCAUUAAGAUCAUUGCAAUGUGGCGGGAUCCCAUUGACUGGAUGUGGAGCUCCUUGUCCAGAGCAUAUGAAGGCUUUGAUGCGUCCCACGAGGACUUCGUCCAAGCAUGGCAUGCGCUGGCAGUCGACGCGGGGCAGG